Molecule: messenger RNA, 1923 nt
Organism: Darwinula stevensoni
Lineage: Eukaryota; Metazoa; Arthropoda; Ostracoda; Podocopida; Darwinulidae
Source: the annotation of a GenBank genome assembly
CAGCAAUACGAUAUGGCCGCCCCCUUUACAGUGACCUUGUGACAGAUAUAGAAGAAUUACUUCGCAGAAUAAUUAUUUUUUCUUUCCGUCUCUCCGAUGGGUAACAUCCCAGCGCUUUGAGGACAUGGGGACAUUCCAGAUAGCGAAUCCAGAAUCGCCCAAGUCUAAUGCAAGGUCUAAUUCAACAUUCAGUGCAGUCUUCUGAAGUCGUUCGUUGCAGUCACAAGGGAAGUGGCGGGGUCCGAUCUCCCUCCUGUUGGUGUUGCGCUCGACGAUGAUGCCUCCAAUGUCAUGCACUUACAACACCAGUUUCUGCAGAAGAGUUCUACAACAGAAAUGCAGAAGCAGCUCGAAACUAACUUGCACCAUCAUCACCAGAUCUCUCAGAGAAAUAGGAUUCUGACAAGUCUGACAGCAGGUGCAUUAGCUGGUGCCAUUGCCAAAACUGUUAUCGCCCCCAUGGACCGAGCUAAAAUAUGCUUCCAGGUGAAUCAGAGAAGAUUUGGGCUAUGGAAUGUUCUGGAAUUUCUUGCCAAUUCCUAUAAGACUGAAGGUUUCUUCAGCCUUUGGAGGGGGAAUUCUGCCACCAUGGCUCGGAUAGUGCCAUAUGCAGCCAUACAAUUUGCAGCACAUGAGCAAUGGAAAAAUUUGCUUCGUGUUGAUAAUCCUAAGGAAAGUGUUUCAGAGUGGAGGAGGUUUGUGGCUGGUUCCCUGGCAGGUAUAACUGGGCAGUCUUUCACCUAUCCCUUGGACAUUGCCAAAGCAAGACUUGCUGUCACUACCAAUAAGCAGUACAAAUCACUUCGACAGGUCUUUGUGAAGUCCUAUCGGCAGGAAGGUGUCUUUGCACUUUACAAGGGGUUCAUCCCUACAAUAGUUGGUGUGAUUCCUUAUGCAGGGACUAGUUUUUUCACCUAUGAAACGCUCAAGCGCUGGCACCUUGACAGGUACGAGAGACCUCCAAAUCCAGUAGAACGAGUCGCCUUCGGUGCUGUAGCUGGGCUGAUGGGACAAAGUGCAUCAUAUCCUCUGGACAUUGUUAGGAGACGAAUCCAGACCCAGGUGAUCACCAAAGGGAACUAUCACACUAUCGUUGGUACUUUGGCAGAAGUCUACAGGACGGAGGGGAUCAUCCAUGGCUGGUACAAAGGACUGACCAUGAACUGGAUCAAGGGCCCCAUAGCCGUCGGAAUCAGCUUCUCCGUUUUCGACACGAUGCAGGCCUUCCUUCGUCGCCUCCCCGUGUUCAGGACUUCCUAGGGAGCGACGGGGAGCGCUCGCGUGUGGCCUUGUCUCGAAUCGGGCUUCCAGCCGGUGCACGGCGUGUCGUCGGCACCGACACGUGACCAGUACUGGACCAUCUUCCCUCAUCUUUUAGUCUGUGAUGGGUUUCUCAGCCACCUUUCGGACGAGACCAUUCAGAAAUCAUAGUGAUUGUACUUAUGUUUUUCGUAGUGUCUGGUAGAAUGCUCGAAAUCGACUGGAGUGGAAAUACUUUCUGGGGAUCCAAAACGCCGUACUCGUCCGAGUCGACUCCAACGCGAAAAUAGUUCCAUUCCGUCGAUUUCCGUAUUCCACUGGGUCUUGUAGUUUCAGAAAUGUUCUUCAUGCAACUUGUGAUUCAGAGCUUCAGCUACUUCUUGCACCUGAAAGAAGCUGGUCCCUCGUACAGGAGCAAUCAUUUAACCAACGUAUAAAUUUAGGUGGAUUUUGUUCUCGUAUCCCACGGUUUCGUUAUUUAUGGGCUCACCUUCUCCCUCGAGUUCUAUCCCGUCCCUGGCUUCUGGUGGUAAAUAUAGCUAAGCGACACGCGGGUUUGGACUACUACUAGUCAAAAAUUUUAUAUCCCUUGUUGAUCUUUGUUCCACUCGUUUAAGCUAGACGUGUUACGGUGCAAUCUGAAUGAAUUCGUUUCGUCGCAAA